Carya illinoinensis is the source of this 1054-nucleotide messenger RNA. RefSeq lists its product as uncharacterized. The record is from RefSeq and is a predicted model, not a curated record. Gene Ontology annotation, cellular component: nucleolus. The transcript is spliced from 4 exons. The coding region runs from base 286 to 816 and encodes 176 amino acids. Gene Ontology annotation, biological process: maturation of SSU-rRNA from tricistronic rRNA transcript (SSU-rRNA, 5.8S rRNA, LSU-rRNA). NCBI's taxonomy places the organism in Eukaryota, Viridiplantae, Streptophyta, Magnoliopsida, Fagales, Juglandaceae.
AUUUUUUCACGUUCUAUAUAACGUUGUCCUAUUACGAGAUGGCAUUGUCAUUUGAGCCCUAUUUUUUUGUUAUUACUCUUCUGGAUCUUAGCGUGCCCUAAUUCUAACCCGACACAAACGGACGCACUAUGUUCCUUCAAUCUGGUAGACCCGCAGGCACUUUUCUGACUUACAACUUCCAAGGGUUCUGGGUUUUGAGAAAGAACAAAUCCUUCAAAUUUUCGUUUUUCUUUCUUUCUUCGUAGUCGGGCAUUGGACCCAAGGUAAACAGAGAAGAAGGAAAAAAUGUACAAGAAGAAGAAAGUGGCAGAUGGAGGAGGAUCCUCGAGAGGCGGUACGCAUGCAAUGGACGAAGAGAUGGACUUCAAGAAGAUCAUGAAGGACAUUGAGCUUUUAAGCUCCUCACAUGUGACAUGGAAAGAGAGAAAGGAAAUGGAAAACAAGAAGGUAAUUGCUUUGGGUGGGAAGCCUUCUAAGAAGCAGAGACUACCCUUUAGUGUUGAGCGACCAAUGAUGAAGAAACAAAAGGAAAGAGAGCAGACGAUGCUACAAGAGCGAUUGAUUCUUGGACAAUUUGGAGGCAAGCAUGGUGACAGUGCUAAAAGAUCUUUUGGGAGACGCAAGCCUGAGGACAGAGUUCUAAAAGCAAGCGAAGGUCAUUUUAGGAAUGGUGUACUAGAUGUAAAGCAUUUGUUGCGUCCGACGACUUCAUCUAGAGACAGUGAUUCCGGUAUCCAUGUGGUUACCAAGGGUAUAAAGAAGGGAGGUGGAAAGAAGAAUCGAGGAACAAAGGGUGGUGGUAGGAAGCGCCACUAAAUGCAUGCAAGAUGGGAAAGUGUUAAAAAUUCAGUGAUAAUACGAGGAUUUUCCUUCAUCUUCGUUUGUUAUUGCAUCUGCACUUCAUUGUUAGGAGGCCAUAUUGGUCAAAGUUUUGCGGGGUCACAUUGAAAAUGUUUAUUUUAUUUUUGUAUAAAGUUACUUAUAAAAAAAUAUUAUUUAAAUUUUAUUGAAAAUUAUUCCUUGUGAGUUAUGAUAUGAACAGAUGUUUGAUGUU